This is a messenger RNA of Sturnus vulgaris (Common starling), 897 nucleotides long. The record is from RefSeq and is a predicted model, not a curated record. NCBI's taxonomy places the organism in Eukaryota, Metazoa, Chordata, Aves, Passeriformes, Sturnidae.
AUGGCGCGCCAGUAUUGGAAAUCCAAAUCUUCCUGGGAUUCUGGAAGUUACAACCAGGCCAAGGACAUUGUGGCCACAUGUCCCCAGUGCCAGAAGCUCGGGGUGCCAACCCUGAGCUCUGGCGUCAAUCCUAGAGGCCUGGAGAGCUGUGAGUUAUGGCAGAUUGAUGUCACCCACGUUCCACAGUUCGGCAGGUUGAAAUAUGUACAUGUGAGUGUGGACACCUUUUCCGGGGCAGUCUUCGCUUCUGCCCACACAGGGGAGAAGGCCAAGGACGUACAGAAACGCCUUGUACAGGCCUUCUCUGUGUUGGGGAUCCCAAAGGAAUUGAAAUCAGACAAUGGCCCAGCAUAUGCUUCCACGGCCUUCUGGGAGUUCCUGCAGAGGUGGGGAAUCAAACAUAAGACUGGCAUCCCGUAUUCCCCCGCAGGUCAGGGCAUGGUUGAGUGUGCCCACCAAACGCUCAAACGGGUCCUGGAGCAGCAACAGGGCGAUACUCAAUUCAAUACACCUCAUACUAAAUUGCAUAAAGCCCUUUUUACCAUCAACUUUCUUAACUGCUCCUUCAAAAUGUUGAGUCCUCCCAUUGUGAGGCACUUCGCGAACUCUUCAUCACUACGGUUGAGAAAACACCCUCCCGUGACGGUGAAGAACCCGGAGACUGGUAAAACGGAGGGCCCACAUGAGUUAGUCACCUGGGGUCGUGGGUACACUUGCAUAUCCACGCCCUUUGGUUUGAGCAUCUCCCCAUCACCCCAAGUUAACCACGCAAAGGGGGGGCCUAUCCCGGAGUGGGAUCUCGAAGAUCCCCCAACUGGUGAAGACAUGGAAGCAGUUGAGGAAAAGGAGGAUGGGCUCACCUCUGGCGAGGACUUUGAAAAUGACACUUCUGUUUAA